AUGUCUGAUAGUGAAGGAUCCAAAGCAGUAUCCACUUCUCAGAACGCCUCAUCGACGGAUCCUAAAGACCAAGGUCAAGAAACAAAGAUGUUAUUUGGAACGAAAUUAGAGCAUGAAAUUUAUACACCAUGGAAGGACUACUACAUCAACUACAACCAAUUGAAGAAACUAUUGAAGGAAGGGGUGAUUUUGAAGAACAAUUGGACCGAUAAGGAUGAACAAAACUUUGUCAGCGCAUUGGAUGAGAAUCUUGAAAAAGUCUUUGGCUUUCAGCAUGAGAAGUUUGACGAGUUGAGCGAAGAGUUGAACAAGUUGCAAACACAAACUGAAGUGGCUGACAGUUUUAAUGUUGAGGCAUUCUCGAAGAAAUUGGACGACUUGUUGAGCGAGGCGCAGAACUUGGAGCAUUUCCAGAGAUUAAACUAUACUGGGUUUAUCAAGAUUGUGAAAAAGCACGAUAGAAUCCACCCAGAAUACUCUGUCAAGCCAUUGUUGAAUGUGAGAUUAAAGAACUUGCCAUUCCACUCGGAAGACUACUCUCCAUUGUUGUACAAGAUUGGUACCUUGUUUCAAUACUUGAGAGACAACUAUGAAGUGAAUCAAUCAUUAUCGAAGUUGUCAUCUUUCAACGAUGGUGCUUUAAGUGGAGAAUUCCAAUCUUUUAAGUUUUGGAUCCACCCUGAUAACUUGAUGGAAGUCAAGACCACUAUUUUGAGACAUUUGCCUGUUUUGAUUUACGACUCGAGCAACAAGGACGAUGAGGAUGACGAUGAUGACAAUGGGGACGACGAGGAAGGUGACCACAAAGUUACCCAGACUGACCAAACCGUCAAUUGCUUAUAUUUCGAUAACGAGCACUUUGACCUUUACAACAACAAAUUGACCAAAUUGAACAACUCAGCCACGUUGCGUAUAAGAUGGAUUGGGAAAUUGAGCGACAAGCCGAAAAUCACCAUGGAAAAGAAGCAAUUUGAUGUCAACUCCAAUUUCCAUGUCGACGACAAGAUUGAGUUGAGACAGAAAUACAUAAACAAAUUUGUCAUUAAAAAGGAAGUUCCCGAGAAAUUUACAAAGAUCAAUGAUGAAGCCACCGUGAAUAAUUUGUUGAAGUUUAUUGAAGAAAACAACUUGCAACCAAUAUUGAGAACCACUUAUAAGAGAACUGCAUUUCAAAUUCCAGGAGACGACAAGAUCAGAAUCGUUAUUGAUUCAGAUUUGAAUUUCAUCAGAGAGGACUCGUUUGAUUCGCAAUUACCAAUCAGAGACCCAAGUCAAUGGCACCGUUUGGACAUUGACAAGGCCAAGGAUGCACAAAAGUUUUUGAGAAAGGGAGAAUAUAACAAGUUUCCCUUUUCAACCAUGGAGAUUAAGAUUAAAAAAUCUUCAGUUAAAAAUUUCAAAAAGUUGCAAUGGAUCAACGAGUUGAUUAAUAAUUCUUACUUGGUCAAGGAGAUUCCUAAUUUCUCCAAGUUCAUCCACGGUGUGGCAAUCUUAUUCUUGGAGGACGACAAGUUGGACAACAUUCCAAUGUGGUUCAACGAAUUGGAAGGUGACAUUAAUGACGAUUUGCCCAAGUUCCCGGCCAAGAUCAACAAUGAUGGAAUCACCACAUUGAGCAAUGACGAUAACUUGUCCAAGUUCAAGUCAAUGUUGUUGAAAAAUAAUGCCUCUAAUUUCCAACCUAGAUCGGCUUCGUUUUCAGGUAGCUUGCUUUACAAAGGUGCCGGAGAAGGAGAUGAAGACGACGAUGAUGAUGAUGACGACGAUUCGUUUGAUGGAAGUAAAAAGAUUGUCACCAUCCAAGAAGAGCAAGACAAGCCAGCCAAUGGUCAUGGUAAUGGUUCGUCAUUGCAAAACCAGCAACAUCAGCAGCAGAUCAACCUCACCACUGACGACCAAUCGUCUGAUUUUGAUGACGAUGACGACGACGACUUGCGCAAGCCUUCUGCACUUCGUAAAUUGAUCAACUUGCCCAAUGAGUUCUCCAAGCUCAUUGAUGUUGAUUCCGAGGACGAAGAGAUUGAGUUGCCUCCCGGAGUUGUUAAGCCAGAGCAGUGGAUCAAAAACAUGGGUCCCAUCAGGAUUGAACCCAAAGUUUGGUUAGCCAAUGAGCGUACAUUCAAUAGAUGGUUGCAUGUCACCGUCUUGUUAUCUUCUUUAACAUUUAUCAUUUACAACUCAACCAAAGAUUCAAACUUUCAACAACUAAGUUUAUACUUGGCGUGGUUUUACUUUUUAUUGACCGUGUUCAGCUGUAUAUGGGGUUACUUCAUUUACAUGACCAGAAGAGGAAUCAUCUUGGAGAGAAGUAGUAAGCAUUUGGAUAACUCCAUUGGGCCCUUGGUCGUUGCAUUUGGAUUGAUCAUUGCAUUGAUUCUCAACUUUAUCUUUGGUUGGAAGAACUUAAAGUUGGACACAAACGCUGACUUCUAUGUUAGAAAUCCCAUGCACAAGAAAGUGCAUGAAUUUGUCAUUAGCAUGGUGAAUUGA
Molecule: messenger RNA, 2490 nt
Organism: Lodderomyces beijingensis
Lineage: Eukaryota; Fungi; Ascomycota; Pichiomycetes; Serinales; Debaryomycetaceae
Source: the annotation of a GenBank genome assembly